UUUGUAAUCCCUAAAUUCGAUCUACCGGUUUCCAUCUUCAUUGUUUGCUACUUCGGAAAUUCCAUGAAAAUCGAGUAUUUGUGACGAAUGGUGGAUACUGUGUCUACGACCCAGUUCGUCAUCAAAAGAUGGACCCCGGAGUUCAUUAAAAAUGCUUUGAAGUUUAUUGCUGAGAUAGAAAACGUAGUUAGCAGACUGGCAGAUGACGAAAAUUUGGCAGUUCAACACUUCCUACAAGACGUGAGUACUAUGUUUCCUCAUUUCGCAUCCUCUGCUACUUGCUUCGAACUUGGAAAUGCAGUUGAUUGGGCUAUUGAGAGUCUUUGUAGCAAUCCGUACCUUUCACAAACAAAUCGGGACUGUAUCUUUGAGUAUUGCUUAGAUACCAAUCGCAAAUUACCCCAAUUUAACAGGUACUAUCCGGAACUACACUUUAUACCGAAUGACUUGUUGCUGAUUAUUGAAUCCCGUUUAUUUGGUUCACAUAUCUCUUCAAUAAAGACAUUUAGUGAGACAGAAAAAUAUCUAGAUUCAUGUUUCGCAUUGGAUAAUAGUUACACCAUACAUUUACUUAUUCGUCUACUAGAACAGUCGGAACAAUGUGACAAGCCAGAUGAUUUACGUACUAUUAUUAUUCAUUGGUUACUUGCUGCAAUCCAAAAAGAUCACGAGGCGUAUAUUUCUCUGGCUUCAUACAAUCCUGAUCAUUUACGUGAUUUGGCCAUACAUAUUCCUGAUUUUGGAAGAGUCAUAUUAAAGCUGUUUGAUGAAACUGAACAUAUACGAUUCGAAAAAGUUGGGUCAGAGGAAAAUAAUCAGUGCACACUGAUAAUGAACUUAUUAAUUAAUCUAUUUAAACGAAUUAUUUUCGUUGAUCAUUUAAAUCCCCUCCUGUUAUCGCAAAUUAACCGAUUAGCAAAAAAGAACACUUCUGCAGCAGAAUUUUGGAAUUCGGUUGCGUGUGCUAUAAAUAUGUCUUAAAAUACUGUUAAAUAAAAAUGAUACAUAUUAAUGUGAUUGUUGUUUUGUAAAACUUUUGUGAAUACUAUCUCUUCCUGUUUGUGUUAAUAGCUUUGUAAAUUGGCCUUAAUUAUACUAUCCAUGGAAGAAUUCCUCAAACUAUUUAGCCGAUGCCUUUGAGGCAGCUAUUAUUUUGAAAAGUUUUCACAGUAUCCAGAUUAUUUCUGUUUAACUGAUGUCAUGUCAGAUAAUUGCUUAAUGCAAAUUGUCACUUAUACAUAUUACUAUGCCUUAAUGAUGGAAUGUGCAAAUUAAAGGGAUACUUCGCAAUUGGAGUAAUGAUGUAGCGGUCAAAGGGAUCAACUUUCAGACAUAAUCUCCCGGGCUCAAUCUUUUACUCACCUGAUUUAGUUAGGAAGGCCGGGUAUUAUCACUAACUCGGACAAAAUGUUCGGUUGAUAGACGAUUAUAUCAACUUAUACUCGGUUACUGAGUUACAUCCACUUGAUUUUCAUGAGGCAUCUCACGGGGUACUCCCACUAUAUAUUACCAGUUUACAUCAGCUUUAGGAACAGAAAAACAGUUCCGAAGUUGUUUGAAAACUGUUGCGCCUAUUACUCCCAGUGGAGCAUAUGUCGUCGACCAGCCUUCUUCAACCCACUCUGUUCUGGGCCUUCCUUCCUAGUUCUAUUCAAAUUUUGUCCAUUCUUCUCAUGUCUGUAUCCAUUUCUUGGCCCGAUUCGUUCUUUGGUUUUGGGGAUUCUAGUUGAGGGCUUGCCUUGUGACGCAGUUGGGUGCUUUCCCCAUUAUGUGUCCUGUCCACUUCCAGCGCUUCUUCCUCCACUGGGAUCUGGUUUAUUCUCCCACAGUAGGUUGUUGUUGAUGGUAUCCGGCCAACGGAUCCGAAGUAUUUUGCGUAGACAACUGUUAAUAAACACCUGUAUUUUCUGGAUGAUGGCUUUCGUAGUUCUCCAGGUUUCUGCCCCAUACAGUAGAACUGUCUUGACAUUUGUAUUGAAAAUUCUGACUUUGGGGUUGGUUGACAGUUGUUUUGAGUUCUAGAUGUUCUUCAGUUGUAGGUAUGCUGCUCUUGCUUUGCCGAUCCGCACCUUCACAUCUGCAUCAGAUCCACUGCGCACAUCAAUGGUGCUGCCCAGAUAAAUAGCUCUGCAAAAUAAAUUUUCAAUCCUACUGUUUUUUUUAUAGAAUCUAAUAUAUUUAUUCCGGAAGAACUAGACGAAUCUGCAUGAAAGAUAUUGAAUGAAAUCGUUAAAAAAGUAAGAACGAAGCUAAACACAAAGAUUUAUCUGCCAAGUAUUCGAUAUCUUUCAUUGAUUUUCUGUCAAGCAUCAAUUUGUCAUGAAAAUAAUCUUCAAAUACGAACAUUUCAAAGGCUGUUAAUUAUCAAAAAAUUUUCAAUAAACAGAAGUACAUCAACACCCGUAUAUUGACUAGGUGACUG
Schistosoma haematobium is the source of this 2422-nucleotide messenger RNA. RefSeq lists its product as uncharacterized. Bases 88 to 981 code for a protein of 297 amino acids. The record is from RefSeq and is a predicted model, not a curated record. NCBI's taxonomy places the organism in Eukaryota, Metazoa, Platyhelminthes, Trematoda, Strigeidida, Schistosomatidae. The transcript is spliced from 10 exons.